UAGGUCAGGGAUCUACGCCAAGAGGGUGGUGGUGGAUGCAAGGCACCACAUGCUGGGAAGGCUGGCUUCCAUUUUGGCCAAGGAGUUGUUGAACGGCCAGAAAGUGGUCGUCGUUAGAUGCGGAGAGAUUUUCAUGUCUGGUGGUCUGGUCAGGCAGAAGAUGAAGUACAUAAGGUUCUUGAGGAAACGCAUGAACACUAAGCCCUCUCAUGGUCCCAUCCAUUUCCGUGCUCCUUCUAAGAUUCUCUGGCGUACCAUUCGUAAGAUGAUUCCUCGCAAGAACAAGCGUGGAGUAGCAGCUCUUGCAUGAUUGAAGGUGUAUGAGGGGGUUCCAGCUCCUUACGAUAAGACGAAGAGGAUGGUUAUUCCUGAUGCUCUCAAGGUUUUAAGGCUUCAGAAAGG
Molecule: messenger RNA, 402 nt
Organism: Hibiscus syriacus
Lineage: Eukaryota; Viridiplantae; Streptophyta; Magnoliopsida; Malvales; Malvaceae
Product: 60S ribosomal protein L13a-like
Exons: 1
Coding region: 50-310 (86 amino acids)
Biological process (GO): translation; negative regulation of translation
Cellular component (GO): ribosome; cytosolic large ribosomal subunit
Molecular function (GO): mRNA binding; structural constituent of ribosome
Source: RefSeq, a predicted model, not a curated record